Molecule: messenger RNA, 1427 nt
Organism: Salvia splendens (bonfire salvia)
Lineage: Eukaryota; Viridiplantae; Streptophyta; Magnoliopsida; Lamiales; Lamiaceae
Product: polygalacturonase
Exons: 5
Coding region: 23-1231 (402 amino acids)
Biological process (GO): carbohydrate metabolic process
Molecular function (GO): polygalacturonase activity
Source: RefSeq, a predicted model, not a curated record
AGAAAUCAAGUGAAAAAAAUAUAUGGGUAACUGUUCUCAUAUGAUGGGCUCCUUGGCCUUAGGCUUAAGUUGUUUGAUUAUUAUGUAUGGCAUGGCGGUUGGCGCGGAUCAACGGCGGCUCCUGGGUGAGACCGCGUACGACAUCACGAAAUACGGCGCCAAGGGCGAUGGCAAAACCGAUGACGCAAUGUCUUUUAUUCAGGCAUUUAGGGCAGGAUGCGAAAGCAAAACACCGGCGAAGAUUGUGGUCCCACCAGGGACAUUCAUGAUGGGGGAGGUGAUCCUGAGUGGCAAGUGCACGGCGCCACCGCCACUGAUCGUUGACAUUCAAGGUACCAUCAUGGCCAAUCCCGACCCGAGUUCCUACUCCAACAAGAUGUGGAUCUUGGUCGAGCACGUCGACAACAUCAAGAUCGGUGGAGGAGGCACUCUCAAUGCCCAAGGGGCCGGCGUAUGGAAGUUUGCCGGAGAAUCCAACCAUUUGCCUGUCAGCUUCACGUUCCAAUCGUCAUCAAAUGGAGAUAUUAGCAACCUGAAAUUCGUGGACGCAAUGGGGUUCCAUAGCAAGUUGAUCGACAGCGUCAACAUCAAGGUGUCCAAAAUGACUAUCACCGCCCCCGAUGAGAGCCCCAACACGGAUGGAAUCCAUCUGAGCAACGCCACCAACGUCGAGAUCAUCGACUCCGUCAUUGGAACCGGAGACGACUGCAUCUCCAUCGGCACCGGCAGCAAAAACAUCUUAGUCAAAAAUCUCAAAUGUGGCCCUGGACACGGACUCGCAGUGGGGAGUUUGGGGAAGCGCCCCGACGAAAUUAGCGUGGGGAACAUCACCUUCUCGAGCUGCACUCUGACGGGCACAACCAACGGGGCCAGGAUCAAGAGCUACCACAAGUCGCCGGUGCUGUCCGCCACCAACAUCGUCUUCGAAGAUUUGACUAUGAAUAAUGUCAAGAACCCCAUCAUCAUCGAUCAACAUUACUUCUCCAAGACUCAACCCGAGCAAUCAAGCGUAAAGAUUAGCGACGUCCACUUCAGAAGAAUCAAGGGCACGACCACGUCAGAGAUUCCGGUGUUGUUGAACUGCAGCAAAAAGGAGCCAUGCUCAAACAUCGAAUUGGCCGACAUAGACUUGAAACCCACGGGAGAAGCCAAGUCCGUCGCGUCUGCCUGUCAGAGCGCCGUUGGAAUCAAAACUUCCGGCGUCCUCAACCCUCCUGCUCCCAAAUGCUAGCCUUUUACUUCUCAUUUUCUAUUGCAUUUCCUUUGAAUAAAUCACAAGUUUUUUUUUAUUCAUCAACUCUUUAUUUCCUUUUCUAUAUUACUACUACUUAUAAUAUGGAGUAAAUAUGUAAGAGACAAGUUCUCCAAUCAUAAUACAAAUAGCACUUCAUUUUCUCAAAUAUGAUUGCUCAUAUUUUUUUAUGAUA